Molecule: messenger RNA, 496 nt
Organism: Scutellospora calospora
Lineage: Eukaryota; Fungi; Glomeromycota; Glomeromycetes; Diversisporales; Gigasporaceae
Source: the annotation of a GenBank genome assembly
AGAUUCUAUUGGAUUUCAAUCUUUGGAUAAAGCUACAGGUUUGGCCAAGCAUUUGACAAGAAUAGUUAUUGGUCCUACAUUAAAUCCAGAACAGAAUUCAGAACAGGAUUCAAAAUGUGAUUCUUUUAUGGUCCUUAGUAUAAGACCAUUCUUUGAGGACAAUGAUGCUCAAUUAAUCUGGGAUUAUUUGGUUAUGAGUGACCAUUUGAAAAAAAAAGGUCUUAAAGAGGAUGAUUGGAAAGAUUUAACUCUUGAAGAAUGUGAAAUUACUGAUACGAAACCUCAUGCUUAUGGUAUUGACAAUUAUUCCGUGGAUUUAAGUGAAAAAAAAGGAUCAGAACUUAAAGAAUAUCUAUCAAAAGAACCUUGGGCUGUUCACCCUGCGGAAAAAAUACUUGAUACUUAUGUCAAAGAACGACUCCAAUUCCCAAGAUAUGUUAUCUACCUUGAUGAAGAAAGACAAAAGAAACUUCUUAUAGGAAACAAUACAAUACAA